AUUUCCACAUGUCCUCAUAGCCACGAGCUCCUCUGUCAACAACAUAUCAGUGCCUUGCGACGAGCGACGAUUCUCAUAAUGAGCAGCGACAAGUCUAGCGAGUACGUGACGUUGGUGUCGAACGACGGAUUUGAGUUUAAGCUCCUCCGCUCAGCCGCAUGCAUCGCAGGCACCAUAAAGAGAGCCAUGAACCCUGAGUCUGGCUUUCAAGAGACCACACGCAACCGCAUGGACUUUCCAACAAUCAACGGCGUUGUUCUGGAAAAAGUUUGCGAAUACCUUUACUACAAUCAAAAGCACGCAGAUAGUAAGGACGUCUCAGACAUGGACAUCCCACCUGAGCUGUGUUUGGAGCUAUUAAUUGCUGCCGACUAUUUAGAUGGUGUCGUCACCAAUGGGGCUGCGCCUCAGCCCUUCCCACCAGCAUUUCCCUGUCAGAUGCGCAUCACGAAAGACGUGAACCCUCGAGGAGCAUUUUUUACGCUCUCAAAUUCCAUCUCUAUGUCCUCUCUAUGCCGGACGCCCAGUGCGAGAAAGCGUGCUCGUGCUUGCGAAGAAUGCCAUCGGCUGAAGAUAAAGUGCGACGUGAGCACAUCCUAUGGAGCGACAUGCGAACGAUGUAGUCGCAACAACUUGCAAUGCGUUCCAGCAGCGCCACGUCUUCAACGCGAUCGCAUCCAGGAGCUUGAAGCACAGAUCCAGGAACUUCAAACUGCCUUACGAGAGCAAAGUGCCAGUACCACGUCAGGGCGGUCCCCUACAAGCCUGUCGGAUAACUACGAUGAAGCCAUCUUGACAUUCCUUGACAAUCGCAUCUCUUCAAGCAAACAGCAAGAGUUGCUCUGUUUCUACGCUUGUCAUGCCGAGGCUGCGUGGCCCGUCGUUCGACUGUCCAUUGAUUUAAAUGAGUUGCGAGCCAAAUCACCAAUCUUGUUGCUCUGUGUGCUGGUCUACUCCGUCUCGCAACAGACCCAGGGUACUGCACUGGAAGUGCAUGAUGAGUUGGUUCAAGAAGCAAUGUACAUUUUGGGUAACGAGUUGAUCGGCCGCGGACAGAGAUCACUCGAACUGGUGCAGGCGCUGCUCGUAGCUUCCUUCUGGAGCAAGUCAUCGCGGAAAGGGCGACAGGGUAGUUGCUUUCAGCUCAUUCAACUAGCAACUGAUAUGGCAAUUGACCUGGGAAUUGCUGGUCCCUCGCUACUACCGUCUCCGCCAGCGUACUUUGACAUGCAUGAGGAUCCUACUUCGCCUGAGGCACGGCGCACAUGGCUUGCCUGUUUCGUGGCAGUUUCGACCUCAUCCGUAAGUACGCGUCGAUCGAUCGCAAUUCCCUGGACUACCCAUCAUCGGGAGUGUUUACUAGACCUGGAGACCAAAGGGGAUCCAGCAGACACGCUGCUUUGCCAGAUUGUUCGCAUCACCCAGUUGAUCGAUGAGAUUUCCAGCCUGAUGUGUCUCUGUCAGUCGGCGGUGUUCAUGGACGGCAAUGAUUACGGUACCUACACUACUGUUGAGGCAUUGGUAGCCAAGGUCGACUAUUGGGCGGCUCAAAUUCCACCUAGCCUUGCAUCGUCAAAGACGCUCAAGAUAUGGUAUCAUCUAGCCAUGAUCCAUAUUCAUGAAGUCGUACUUCAUACACCCACAAACAAAACAUCGUUCGCCGCACCUUUCCUUCCCGGACGCGUCGCGGUCAAAGACUAUCCAAAGCCCUCUCACAUCAUUCAUCCCCUUCGACAAGCGCUAGAGGCCAUUGUUCAGCACUGCCACGCUGUUAUCAACACUGCUGCGGAUAUGGACCCUGUUUUGGUUCUCAGCCUCCCAACUUUUUGCUUUGCGCCGACUGUGCUUUAUUCCCUGUUUGUGUUGGUCAAUCUUUUGGUUGCGUCUACGGAUCCAGCAAAUACUUACGGACAAGUUUUGGCAAAAGACCGAUUUCGCAUUGAGGAGUGCAGCCUGAAACUACGGCUUUUGACGUCACACAUAAUGGCUCUAGAUCCUACGAUGAGCUGUUAUACUACUCGUAUGUUUGAUGCGACGACGUGGCUGGAACAUUGGUACGUUGACUACACUGCCAUUCUGCGGCGAUACGAGGCGAAUAUUGCGGCGCCGGAAAACAUGACGAUGAAUUAG
Molecule: messenger RNA, 2130 nt
Organism: Boeremia exigua
Lineage: Eukaryota; Fungi; Ascomycota; Dothideomycetes; Pleosporales; Didymellaceae
Exons: 4
Coding region: 79-2130 (683 amino acids)
Biological process (GO): regulation of DNA-templated transcription; DNA-templated transcription; ubiquitin-dependent protein catabolic process
Cellular component (GO): nucleus
Molecular function (GO): DNA-binding transcription factor activity, RNA polymerase II-specific; zinc ion binding; transcription cis-regulatory region binding
Source: RefSeq, a predicted model, not a curated record